AACCACCCAUGUACUGAAUGCCAUUGAGUCUUAGCGGCUUAGCAAGAGCGAUAGUCACCUCUUCAACAAGUAGUUAGGCAACGACCAUCAUCGGUUGUUUCCAUUUGCCGUUCUACCCGAAGCACCGAAACUGACCGAAGCCUCGAAAAACGGCUCUCCAUAUAUCUCUCCGCACAUCUACAGCAACAAACAUCCCACAAACCUGAACUGUCGUCUUCAAAAUCCAACAUGGCCUUCGUACUCCCCGGUCUGCGCAGAGGCCUGAUGGCCUGUACACCACUCAUUCUCUGCACGCCAGUUUUGGCGUACCAGUUCCGAUACUCGAACCGCAUACGCUGUGAUGGACCGAAUCCCCUCACCAAAAUUACCAACGAUCUUACGAGUAACUAUACCACGGAAGCCAGUACUCCAAUUCUCACUCAAUCGGGCGCUGUGAACCCACAGGCCAUCAGACAAAUCAGCAUGGGAAGCAUUCUGGGUGUCAUCGGAGGACUGGGGAUCAGUAUCUUCAGCAAACCACUUGCUGUCUUGAUCGGGCUAGGGAUAUUUACUUUGCAGUUCAUCGAAUCGCGAGGUAUCCAUGUCAUUCCAUACUCAUUCCUUGAGCGUCGGGUGAAGUCGAUGAACGUCCGAUCAUUGGUGCGGGACAAUGUCGCUUUCAAGCUGUCUUUCGGUCUGACGUUUGCGAUGGCCGCGUUUGCCGAGUUCUAGGCCUGGUGCCUUGUUGGAUAACCAAUCAGUAUGCGAAGCGUUGAGCUGGGUUAAUGGCCUGUGGCUGUAGCUGCAUCUGCAACUGCUUGCAGCUCUGCCAAAACCCUUUUAUGGUAUCUUUGAAGGCUGUAGUGCUCUUUGCGUUCCUGUAGAUAUGUCAGCUUGUGAGAUACUAUCCUAGUGGUCAUUCAAAUUCACCUAGUCAUGCUC
Molecule: messenger RNA, 921 nt
Organism: Pyrenophora tritici-repentis Pt-1C-BFP
Lineage: Eukaryota; Fungi; Ascomycota; Dothideomycetes; Pleosporales; Pleosporaceae
Product: FUN14 domain containing protein
Biological process (GO): autophagy of mitochondrion
Cellular component (GO): mitochondrial outer membrane
Source: RefSeq, a predicted model, not a curated record